Saccharomyces paradoxus is the source of this 465-nucleotide messenger RNA. It is a transcript of the gene ARC15, whose product is annotated as Arc15p. The transcript has a single exon. Gene Ontology annotation, biological process: regulation of actin filament polymerization; Arp2/3 complex-mediated actin nucleation. Bases 1 to 465 code for a protein of 154 amino acids. Gene Ontology annotation, cellular component: Arp2/3 protein complex; cytoplasm; actin cytoskeleton. The record is from RefSeq and is a predicted model, not a curated record. Gene Ontology annotation, molecular function: actin filament binding. Lineage: Eukaryota; Fungi; Ascomycota; Saccharomycetes; Saccharomycetales; Saccharomycetaceae.
AUGGAAGCCGAUUGGAGGAGAAUUGACAUCGAUGCAUUCGAUCCAGAGAGCGGCAGACUGACCGCUGCCGAUCUAGUACCACCAUACGAAACCAUUGUCACAUUACAAGAAUUACAACCUCGAAUGAAUCAAUUGCGCUCGCUGGCCACAAGUGGUGACUCUGUGGGAGCCGUUCAAUUACUCACAACCGAUCCUCCAUACAGUGCAGACGCUCCAACGAAGGAGCAAUAUUUUGGGAGCGUGCUUGAAGCCUUGACACAAGUCAGACAAGCCGAUAUUGGUAAUGUAAUCAAAACUUUGAGUGAUUCUCAGAAAGACGUGUUGGUGAAGUACCUUUACAAGGGAAUGUCCGUACCUCAUGGCCAGAAACAGGGGGGUGUCUUGCUUGCUUGGUUGGAAAAAAUUACUCAAGUCAGCGGUGUCACACCUAUUGUUCAUUAUAUAUCGGAUAGAAGAACUGUAUGA